Molecule: messenger RNA, 3956 nt
Organism: Pocillopora meandrina
Lineage: Eukaryota; Metazoa; Cnidaria; Anthozoa; Scleractinia; Pocilloporidae
Source: the annotation of a GenBank genome assembly
GGGCGAUAGAGGGAAAUAUCCCUUUAAUUGAUCAUUUUGCAAAUCUUAACUCCUCUUUCAUUUAUUUCUGCUUAAUAAGUAAGAUUUGAUGAUAGAUUUAUUCCAUGAAGUAGCCAUAACCUUCCAGAAUCUUAUUAGAAUCGAAUGAUACUGGGAGAUAUUCGAUAGUUUCUCUUGGAAAAUCCGGAAGUUCCACACGUUCGGUCUGCUAUGUUAAUUAUUUUUGUAGUUUUCUAUUUUCCUGGUAUUGGAUUGUCACACUGUGCAUAGACUGGCUUCAUUUGGUCGCUUUGCAUCCAAUCGAUCAUCAAAAUCAAUAUGCAUGUUACUCAUGUUUGAUUAGACUGUAAUGCAAUAUUGCUUAAACGUAUCUGAAUUAUGCUCACCUUGUGAUCUGUGCAUAUGGUAUAUUGAUACAUUGGUAAAUCACGAGAUUGACGAGUGACUUAACUCACGUGAUGUGCAAGACUGAAAGAUUAGUAGGUGAUAUUAACGAUUUCCUGCACUGGUCUUUGUUCCACUCGAGGUUAAUAUCAGAAUGUAUGAGAUAAUUAUUUCAUAAACCUCAGGAAAUUAAUUGGGAAGUAAGGCAAAUUUUAGUAGGUUAAUUGUGAUUUAUUUCAUUGAAUUGUGAUCAUAUUCUUAGUGGAAGAGAAAAACCAACUCAGAUUUGCUUGGCUCCUAGCAUGUGGCUAUGUAGCUAGGUGGUAGUAAUCCCCAAGUACUUUCUUGGAGGCAUGAGGUUGAAUAAUAUCAGAACCUUAUUUUUUUCAGGUUUUGUUUCUUCAAUUUCCUGAAGAGCAGUCACAUGAAAGGAUCAUUUACCUACUGGUUUUUCAUCCAUUGGUAAAAAUAUCAUUUAUUUCAUUUAAUUUUGGAUGACAAUUCCAUCUUUUCUUCAUUGCUUUUUGAAAAAGAAUUUGAGAAAGUUGUCUUCCUUAACUGUCUAGCAAAAUUAAUUUGUGUUCAGUGCUACAUUGUACAAUAACUAUUGUUUUGUUUUCACUUUCUUAACCAAUGUAGUGAUUUUUAAAGGAGAAGUUUAAGUGAUCAUUCCAAUAUUAGACAAGGGGAAAGGUGAGAUAGUAUUUAUAAAGGGAAGACGGUUUUGCUGAUAAGGUGGAUGUAUUUUUUUUUCAUAGAUCAUGCUCCAAAGAGAGAUUCUCAGUUUGUGUUGAAUACCUGUUUAGUAAGACAUGAAAGAUUUUGCAGCUGUAGAUGUAACAUGAAUUAUGUCAUUACGGGAAAAAGAUUACGAUGUUACUUACAAAAUUUUAAUCAUUGGGGAGUCAGCUGUUGGGAAAACAUCACUGAUAAAAUGCUAUUCUAAACCAAAUGAAUCUUUCAGGGCAGCUCUUCUGCCAACAAUUGGUGAGUUGGUUCUGAGUUCAUCUAUUUCAGUCUGUAAUAAAUACAUGUCAUAACAAGUUUGGUGUGUGUGUUAUUCUGUAGAAUGGGAUGAUAGCUUAGUUUCUUCACUCUGUUAGAAGGUCUUUGUAAUAAGCUUUUAUUUGUAAGGGGUAUUGAUGGCUUGAGUGAGUUGGAUUUAACUUCUUAAGUUUAGUUUUUAUGAAUUCAAAGUAUUGUGAAAUAAUGACUUGGUUUUAUAACAAGUGUGUUGAACAGAGUAAUGCUAUUUAAAAAUUCAAAUUAAUACAUAACUGCAAUAAAUAAUUUAUUAUUAUUUUUCAAUAGGAAUUGAUUUUGUAACAGUGGUUACGAAUGUGGAUGGAGUCCGUGUUCGCUUGCAGAUUUGGUUUGUAAACCUCACUUGUUGUUUUGAAUUUAAGGAUGGUAUAAUUUGUUGUUGGGCUGGUGAUUAAAUGUUAAUCACUAAGGUUUUGCAAACAUUUCCAUUGUGAUGGCAAUAGAUUGAUUUACUUAUAUACAAGAGAAAAGAAAAAGAGAAGAAAAAAUAGAAUUAAGUGAAUAUUCAUUACUCCUUCUUUGUGUGAAUAUUAAUUGUUGUCCAUCAGGGAUACAGCGGGUCAAGAAAGAUUUAGAACUCUGACUUCCAUGCACUUUAGGGGUACAAAGGUGAGUUGAGUGCUUUCUAUUUGAGUACUUGUUAAAGUAACAGAGGCUUUUGUAAUGCUUAGGGAGAAUUGUGACUAGUGAGGUGGUAUAUAUAGACUAUAGUGAGGUCUGUAUAUCAUCAUCACAUUUUAUCCAAAUUUGCUUGUUCUAAUCACAUUUGAGACAGUUUUUUUUUCAUAUUGUACCCUGCAUGAUUGAAUGUGCAAGAGUUGACAGAGACAGAAAAUUGAUUGCCCACUGUUCACAUAUUUUCAUUGUGAAAAUGUGUCAACAGCCAUGAAAGACAAGAAAACAGCCACCCUUAAAAAACCAAACUACCAAUUAUAAUGAGAAAUUUACCAAAUGGUCAUAAAUUUUUUCAGCAAAGAUAAUAGCGAAUUAGGGUUUCAUGACUGCUUCUAUGCAAUGGUAUUUUCUGUUUUGAACACUGCACAAAUUCAAUAUGAUUCUAAAGGUGUUGAUCUUAAUAAAAUGAUAAGUUGUGGUGAAAAUGAAAUUCCAAAUUCUUUUUUGCCAGAGAGUGAGGCAAUUUUAGUAGGUGAUGUCCUGAGCUCUUAUGGUUUGAGUGAAGACAUGUCACUGAUUAAGUCGUGAUGUUAACAUGUGAACAUUUUACAUCAUGUACCUGGUUGAUGUAUGAUUGCAUAUGUUUUGUUUUUUCAAAAUUUACAGGGUAUAUUGUUAGUUUAUGACAUUACAAAUGCUCAUUCAUUUGAUCAACUUCAGUACUGGAUAAAGACAAUGAAUGAGGUAUGUUUGAUUUUGUAAUUGUAUCAGACUGAUGCUGUAUAGAAUGUUAAUUUGGUCUUAAAAUUUUAAUUAACUGUAUUUUUGAUCCUUGAUUUAAAAGCACAGAAAAUUACUAGCACAUGAUUAUUUUGAUGUAGUUAAACCAAUUAAUUCUCAGAACUGAUUAAGUAAUAACUUACUGCAUUCAUGAUUAUCUUAAAAAGAAUGUAAGGAGAAGAGUAACAAUUAAGAUUAUAUCAGGUUGAAAGUGUUAUAUCAUAAUAUAAAUGACAAUAUAAUAACUUGAUAAGCACCAAUUUACAAGGAAAUGUAUAGAAUUAGAAGAGAAUGUUCUACUCAUUUCAUAGAAAUUUAUCUAGAUUAUGCACAUUUUUUACAUACCUAUACGUGUAAAUUUUUUAAUUGUACAAGAAUGAAAGGAUAUGGUCUAACAUGGGCCAAACCGCACUAUCUAACACGCUUAACAGGCAGAAAUGAUGUGUUUCCAAAUUGCUAUAAGUUGCAUUUUACAUGAAUUGUAAAUGUUUGUUUUUAGCAUAACCUGAUGUAUGAAGAAGUAAUACUUUUGGGGAACAAGUGUGAUUAUGACAGAAAAAGCUGGGAAGUGGACACUCAAACUGGAAAGGAGGUCAAACAACAUUGUUUUUUUUUUUUUUUUUUUUUAAUUUUUUGAUUGGCCAAUUUUAAAAAUACUAUACAGCUACUUUACAUAAAAGUUCCAACUUACCCAGGUAUACUCUAUAUUCAAGUCUUUGUAGUCAGAUUGGCAGAUGGGUAUUCAGAGUGGGUGUAUGAAAGGUAGAAGAUAGCAUUCUGCUUCAGUAAUAUCAGCAAAAGGAAAAAGGACAUAGUCCUCUGGAGAAAAACAACCACAGAAACAACAUCUUAUCUAACAUUAGUCUUGCUGUGUAUGUGUUGAAAUAUAUGUGCAGAGUAUACAAAAUAUCAAGAGAAUUAAGCAGGACACAAGUGAUGUAGAACCCAAGGCUUUGGCAAUAAUCAGGGUCACCUCAUGUACCACCAAAAUCAUUCAAAAACUGCACAUCCUUUAUGGUAAAGUUUCUACAUGUGUGAUAAUAAAAAAUUUCCAUGGUAUCCUGAAGAUAAGUUCAAUAACCAGCCAUUGUUUAGGAAAUGAGUUAGUACUUCCUUCUCAAAGAGAUGUUUAG